UGGCUUCAUGCUGGAAAGUGACGAGCGGUCUUUUCUGAGGGACCAAUGAACCGCAGGAGAGCGCCUCGUAGCAUCUCUCACUCUCAGAGGAGGGGUGCACUAGCAGCAGGAGAUUGGAGACAGAGGAAUGAAGAGCAGUGGCGAGGCCAUGUCAAAGCACAGGCAAAAGAGGUGGAAAAGGAUGAGAGACAUGAGCAGCAUGGGAAAGAAACCGUGCCCAGGGGAACCUGCCAAACCAUGUGCCCUGCUCGUGAGCUGCAGUCCCGUGAGACGCAGAACCGCCUUCACCGUUUCGAGAUGUUAGCAGGCACAGAAAGAGACAGACGACCUAAGGGAGACACCUUGCGUGCUGUUAAAGAGUAUUCCAGACCAGCAGCUGGGAAAGACUCAACACGCCAGACUGAUCUCCGUCCUCCUGCUGUGCUGCUGAAAACUGUGUGUUACCUUAUUGAUGAAAUUGUUGCCUCCCCUAACCUGCAUCCUUGGACUGAGGUGUACAGCUUUGUGUUUGAUCGGCUGCGUGGUGUGAAGCAGGACAUGAUCAUCCAGAGGGUGUCCGGGAAAGACUGUGUGGCCAUUUUAGAGCGGACAGUGCGUUUCCUCAUCUACGCCUCUUAUCGGCUCUGUGGUGAGCCCCUGCGGUUCUACGAUCCACGCAUUAAUGACACACACCUACAGGAGAAUCUCAGCUGGCUGUUGGAUUGCUAUAAGACUGAAAUGGGGCUGCAUCCCAAUCAGGAAGAGUUCCACGCUCUCUGUCUGCUGUACAACUUGGGUUCACCUCGCGCCGCACAGCACAUCAUGGAGCUCCCUGAGCGACUCCGCAGCUCUGCUGCCAUCACACUCGCUCUGUCCAUCAACCGAGCUUUUCUGGAGUCAAACCCUGUACGCAUGCUUCGAUUAGCUCAGAAGUUGAACUUCCUACAGAGCUGUGCUCUGCACCGUCACCUGGUGACAUGUCGUAGAGAUCUGCUGCUAAUAUACAGCCACGGAUUCAGCAGCCGCAACUGUCGCUUUCCUCUUGACGCACUGGCUCAGCUCUUGUCCUUAGACACAUCACUCACAACUCAACUCUGUCAGGAGUAUGGAGUGGAGGUUUACCAGGACAAUCAAGUGGUUUUCUCCAAGGCUGUGUUCACUGAGCCUGAACAGGGGAAACUGCACUGCAAACUGUAUCACAACUUUGUGGCUGAGAAGGAGAGAGACCUCUCUGUUCAGAACAUCAUUCAUGGCUGUGCUUGAGGAAUAAAAGGAUUAAAUCAGUAAAACAACUAUCUGAGGGUCAGGGCUGUUUGUUCCUGUCCCUGCACAGGGAGAUAUGUGCCAUUUUCAGGGAGUCUGUUUUAAGGGCACUUGAGCAGUGGUUUUAUCUUUCUACUCUUGUUGUGUUUUGCAUUUGAGCCUUAACGCAUCCUUCCAGGACACAUGUUCAACAUAAAGGUCAGGGCUUGUUGUUUGUUAAACUAUUGAUCUGCCACGCUCCACCUGGGAAUAGCUUGAACUCCUGGUGCCUGAAUUACUUCAAGAUGUGAAUUGGGGCUGCGCAAUAUGCAAAAUGAAAGGUAUUGUGAUUAUUUUGACAGAAUAUAAUUUUUGUAUUUCAUUUUUUUACAUAGAAACAAGAAAAAGGAUGAUUGAUUUUUGCUGUACCUGUGCCAAAGCAGCAUGUUUCCUCAGGUCUGGAAUAUCAUUUAUAGGCUGGAGCAUUUCUGUAGUACUGCAAUACUUCAUUUAUGAUAAUUUGUUGUGACACAUUUUAUCUUAAGCAGAAAUUGCAGCCUCUGCAAUUGUGCGAUUGAUUGUACAGCCCUCAUGAAUUACUUUUAUAUUGUUACUCUUUACAGGUUAUGCUGUUACUGUGUAAAAGUUAUGUUGAGAUCGAAUGUUUUAGUGAAGCAUAUUUGAAAAUCCCCUGGACAAUCUACUGUGCAAAAGUGUUCAUUCAUUGUCAUCAAUGCAUUACCUCAGAAGCAAGUUAAUAAAUAUUUGUUACCUAAAAGA
Messenger RNA from Plectropomus leopardus (leopard coralgrouper), 2001 nucleotides. It is a transcript of the gene sac3d1, whose product is annotated as SAC3 domain containing 1. Gene Ontology annotation, cellular component: centrosome; nucleus; spindle. Lineage: Eukaryota; Metazoa; Chordata; Actinopteri; Perciformes; Serranidae. Gene Ontology annotation, biological process: spindle assembly; centrosome duplication. The record is from RefSeq and is a predicted model, not a curated record.